This is a messenger RNA of Annulohypoxylon truncatum, 2320 nucleotides long. RefSeq lists its product as uncharacterized. Lineage: Eukaryota; Fungi; Ascomycota; Sordariomycetes; Xylariales; Hypoxylaceae. Bases 163 to 2163 code for a protein of 666 amino acids. Gene Ontology annotation, biological process: regulation of transcription by RNA polymerase II. The record is from RefSeq and is a predicted model, not a curated record. Gene Ontology annotation, molecular function: DNA-binding transcription factor activity, RNA polymerase II-specific; RNA polymerase II cis-regulatory region sequence-specific DNA binding. The transcript is spliced from 2 exons.
CGCAAUUAACUCCCGACGUUUCCGCCGUGGCUUACCUUCAAGAGGCUUGCAUUCAAUUCCUAGCCCUAGGAAGUCCACUGUUUAACCAAAAUCAACCCUAAUUCGCGAACACGUCUGCUAGAGUCGUCGAUAGACGCCCGUAUUUGUGCGGGGAAUAGUACUAUGGCAGCAACAUUCCGGCCUGUCAACACACCGAUGGCGAUUGAAGUGAAGAAGGACGACGGGGCGGCGCGGUCGCCUACUACGCCUACCCCGACGAAGGCCACCUUCGGCCAGCGACCGCUACCGACGUCACCAUUCCCACAAGCCGUUCAGAUUCCCGAAAGCAUAGAAGAAAAGCAAACCCCGAAGCAAGCGACCAAACAGACACCUAAACGAGAAAACUCGCAACAUUCGAAGCGGUCGCGAGGGGAUUCCGAAGACGUCGAUAUGGACGAAUCAGAUGGAGAAACUCACGGGGAGGAUGGUGCAGGAUCAGACGACGAGAGUGUAAACGCAGAUGGGACGAAAUCGAACAAGAAAAAGAAGUCGCAACGGUUUUAUUGCACCGACUAUCCACCUUGCAAUUUGAGCUUUACGAGAAGUGAACACUUGGCGAGACACAUUCGGAAACACACCGGAGAGCGCCCAUUCCAAUGCCAUUGCUCGAGACGAUUUUCGCGGCUAGACAAUUUACGACAACAUGCGCAGACCGUGCAUGUCAAUGAAGACAUCCCAAUCGAUUCGCUUGCCGCCACUGGUACGAGGUUUCAAAGGCAGAUCCGAACUGAUAGAGUGCGGCAACCAGGAAGAGCUCGAGCCUCGACGGCAGGGAGCAUGGGUACUCCAACUCGUGGCCACGCCAAAUCGCUCUCUACUUCGAGCAUAAGCUCUGUUGGCUCCACCUUUAGCACCCGAGAAGAUGUACGCAGGCGUCCGCCGCCCCUGGUGAUGGCAGACCCGAGGUCUCGGCUGUCUAUUGAGACGUAUCAUGGUCCGGAAAGUGCCUAUUCGUAUCGACCGCCGUCUCCAAGUGACUUCAGCACACCAACCUCGGCAACUUUCUCGACCGGUCAGAAUAGUCCUAGGUGGGGAUCUGCAAUUGCAUCGCCAAGUUCAUCUCACCAGCGUCCUCAGAGCAUGUAUGGUGGUCACAGAACUCCAGGCCGACGACUCAGUGUACCAUCUGGCGGGAUACCGUUCCAGUCACCUCACGGUGCGGCCCUUGGCCGUCCAACUUUCGGCCCGGGUCCGGUCAACACCUCAAAUCCCGGUGCAUUUUCUCCGACCAGCAGCCUUUUAGGAUCGCCAACCUCGUCCGUGUUUUCUUCUCGGAGAGAAUCCACGUCACAGACAGAGGAUUGGCGUCGUCGCACAUGGCACCCCGACUCUACUAACUUCAACACUGUUAACAGCAGCCGCUUAAGCAACGUUGUAACCCCAUCACAGUUCCAGAGCCCUGUCGCUGCCCCAUCGCCUUUAGCUGCCCCACCGCAGCAAAGUACAGCACUUCGACUACCGGGCAUAGAAUCGUUUGGCCCUCUCCCACACCGGCCCGUAUCGCCUCCUAGACGGAAUCCCUCUCCCAUGAUUGUCGAUUCCGAAGUUUCUCACCCACCGGCGUUACUCCCUGCUGCCCACUCCGGUGACUCCGACGAAAGGCGAAAUACGGCCAACUGGGACAUGGGAUUGCACCGAGGGUUAACUCGACUGGAUAUCACGUCUAAUAAUCCACCACCCGCAGACAUCGCACGUACUUGGGCCCGCGAAGCAAAUCAUGCCGUUGAGGCGGAGGUGGAGCGAGUUAGGAUAAAUCCCCCAACUGUACGAUUUAAUGAGCCGGUAGUUAUGGAGAGCAGACCUCCCGUUGCGACUAGCCUGCCCAGGGCCUAUCAUCAACAUACCAUGUCAGCGCCGCUGGUUAACACUGCAAGGGAAACAAAGCGGCGGGGGUGGUACAAUGGUCCCGUGACGGUGCAUGCCGACGCACCUCCUGAGAAAAUAGCUAGAGUGGAUCGUAUGAUUCACCCAAAUAUCAGCGAGUUCUCAGGUUUCCCUGCUAGAGAGAAUGCUAUGAAUGCCCCACCGAGAGAAGAAAACGCUGGCGAACGAGACAACAUGCUCCGACUACAGGCGUUAGUAGCAGUGGCAACAAGCGAGGGAAACGCAACAACCGCAUAUUAAUUGUCAUGGGAACCAGUCCCACAAGGACACACCACAAUAUCAUGUCGAUAAAACGAUUAUCUACGAAACCUACUUAGUACACAUGGACCCUAACGGCUGCUGGGCACAGCGGAUUUACGAGACCUACGAUUUUUCUUGAUCAUUUUCUAGAAUCAAG